Messenger RNA from Penicillium macrosclerotiorum, 522 nucleotides. Its product is annotated as putative COPII vesicles protein Yip3. Gene Ontology annotation, cellular component: Golgi apparatus. The coding region runs from base 1 to 522 and encodes 173 amino acids. The transcript has a single exon. Lineage: Eukaryota; Fungi; Ascomycota; Eurotiomycetes; Eurotiales; Aspergillaceae. The record is from RefSeq and is a predicted model, not a curated record.
AUGGCUAUCCAGAUCCCUAUCGACGCGAUCACCUCGCGGUUCGGUGACCGCUUCAACAGCAUCCGCAGCCAGUCCCUGAGCACCCGCUUCGCCAACCUGCGUCCCGUCUCGGAGUUCCUCGACCUCAAGCGCCUGUCGAAGCCGGCCAACUUCGGCGAAGUCCAGAGCCGCGUCAACUAUAACCUGGGUCACUUCUCCAGCAACUAUGCCGUCGUCUUUAUCAUGCUCAGCAUUUACAGCCUGCUGACCAACUUCCUGCUUCUCUUCGUCAUCAUCUUCGUCACCGGCAGUCUCUACGGAAUCAGCAAGCUGAAUGGCCGCGAUCUCGACCUUGGGGUGCGCCGCUUCAACACCUCUCAGCUCUACACCGGUCUGCUUUGUGUGGCCGUGCCCCUGGGCUUCUGGGCCUCGCCCAUCUCGACAGUCCUCUGGCUCAUCGGUGCCACCGGCGUGACCGUCUUUGGCCAUGCCGCCUUGAUGGAUAAACCAAUCGAGAAUGCUUUUUCCGAGGAGGCGGUCUAG